Pyricularia pennisetigena is the source of this 1134-nucleotide messenger RNA. RefSeq lists its product as uncharacterized. The record is from RefSeq and is a predicted model, not a curated record. Bases 1 to 1134 code for a protein of 377 amino acids. The transcript has 5 exons. NCBI's taxonomy places the organism in Eukaryota, Fungi, Ascomycota, Sordariomycetes, Magnaporthales, Pyriculariaceae.
AUGAAGGCCACCUUCGUCACCCUCGUCGGUCUUUUGGCCACUUCGGUUGCUGCCACCCCAGUCCAGCCCAACCAUGUCGUCUCCCUCAUGAACAGGGGCGAAGGCAAGCAGGCCGGCGCCAAUAACACCGAAAAGGCGGACUCAGGCAACAAGGCCGGUGCAGCCGAUAAGGCCAACUCCGGUAAGGCCAACGCCGAAAAGGCCAACUCCGGCAAGGCCAACGCCGAAAAGGCCAACUCCGGCAAGGCAAACGCCGAAAAGGCCAACGCCGAAAAAGCCAACUCCGGCAAGGCCAGCGCCGAAAAAGCCAACGCCGACAAGGCCAACGCCGGCAAGGCCAGCGCUGGUAAUGGCACCGCCGGUGCUCUUGUCCUGCCCGAUGGCCGCAUCAAGAAAGAUGCAAAGCCCGAGGACUUUAACGUUCUUGCUAGCGUCUUCAAGAGCGCCGUUGUCAAGGGCGAUGGUCUGGUUUUCAGCGACGUCGUAUCCUUCCCGGACGUAAAAGCAUCUCUGUUUGACAAAGCUGGCGACACCAAGGCCUUCGCCAUCAACAUCGACGACAAGUCCGUUUUCGUACCCCAGGGCGGCGAGGCCCAGUCCAACAUCCGUCGUGCGGAUCUGCUGCCCAGCAUCCGCUCGCAGCUCAACGACGUGGCCGUGACGGGCGUGCGCACCCUGCACUUCUCCGUCCAGCGCGACGCCAACAAGCCCCUGAACGAUACCCACGACUACCAGCUCGUCAACCUCGAGUCCAAGGACUUUAGCUUCCACCAGUUCGACGUCCGCACCGGAGCCGACAACAAGAAGGACAUUGCCAUCUUUGGCAACUCCAAGGCCGCCACGCCCGAGAAGAUCUUUUCGACCCCGUUCGGCGAGAAUGCUUUUGAGAACUUUGCGCUGAAGCUGGAUUUCGAUGCCAACACCAUGCAAGUCUUCCACAGCACUGGCGACGAGCCCCUGAAGCAGGCCACCGAACCCGUCAAGAACGAUCUUGCUGGUCUCGGAGAGUACCACUUUUCCCUGGUCAAGAACCCCGUUGGAACUGCUGCUCAGCCUACCGGCAUCAGUGAGGCAAUCAUCUAUGGCGGCAUCUUCAUGGAGGAUUCCACCGGCGACAAGAUCUCGCUGCAGUAA